GGCCGCGGCCACGGGAUACGCACCUGCCCCGCCUCCGCCAGGCGGGCCACGGGGCAUGCAGUCGGCCGGGGGCGGGGCUCUGGGGACGGGACGCUGCGGCGUGUUUUCCGACAGCCUCCGCCAGCUGGACCCUGCCGAGCUCCUGAUGCUACUCUUGGACGCGGACCGGCCGGAGCCGGUGCGCAGCGGGGCGCACGAGCUCGCUCUCUUCCUGACCCCCGAGCCCGGGGCUGAGGCGAAGGAGGUGGAGGAGACCAUCGAGGGCUUGCUCCUCAGGCUGGAGGAGUUCUGCAGCCUGACUGACAUGAUCAGGAGUGACACCUCACAGAUCCUGGAAGAAAACAUCCCACUCCUUAAGGCCAAGGUGAUGGACAUGCGUGGCAUCUACGCCAAAGUGGACCAGCUGGAGGCCUUUGUCAAGAUGGUUGGGCACCACGUCUCCUUCCUGGAAGCCCACGUGCUUCAGGCCGAGCGGGACCACGGGGCCCUCUCACAGGCCCUGCGGAAGUGGCUGGGCUCCUCGGGGCUCCCCGCCUUCAGGAACCUUACGUCUGCUGAUCCCGAGUCCAGGGGAUUCUGGGCAGUGUCUGGAGAUAUUUUGAUUGUCACGAUUGGACGAAGCGGGUGGAAACCAGGGAUGCAGUUAAUCACCCUGCAGUGUACAUGGCAGUCCCCCCCACCAGAGAAUCAUCCAGCCCUAAAGGCCAGCAGUGCUGAGUUUGAGAAACGCCGUCCUAAGCUGGAUUUGAUCGUUGUAGCAGCUCAUGUCAGAUCUGUUCUGAGUGCUUUCUGUGCUCUUGUUUAUAGCAUCUAAUCCUCAGCAGUCUUUGGAGGAAGUUACUUUUUAUCAUCACCGCAUUUUACAGGAGACCGAGGCUCAGAGAGGUGAAAGGGCUUGCCCGAGGCCACACAGUGACAAGUGACAAGGCCAGAUUUGAGCCCUGAUUGACCUGUCUCCCCGGACUUGCCCAGCCAGCUGCUCUGUCCUGCCCCCAGCGGGUCUCUGGCUGCUCCUUGGGCUCUGCCUGCGGGUCCCCUUCUGCUCUGUUUUCUCUGUCCCUCCUGCCUGCCCCCCGCCUGCCUCAUGUCUCCACUUAGUGUUAUCACAGCGGCUCGUUUAUUGAGGGUUUUCAGCGUUCCAGGCGCUGCGGAGGCGUUUUGCGUAUUGACUCGGUCACCUUUCCCAGCCAUCCUUGCCCUCGGUGGGAGCGCCGUCCCCCCUUGGCAGAUGGGGAAACGGAAGGAGCUGCAGUCUUGCCCCUUUGGCCUGGCAUGAACUCGUUCUAUUUGGCUCAGGAUGCCUGACUGGGUGUCACUCUCUUGUCCCUGAUGGGUCCCCACUGCUCCAUCUUUUCCUACACCUGCCCGAGGCACAUGCUGCUUACCUGCCUGCC
Messenger RNA from Sus scrofa (pig), 1394 nucleotides. Lineage: Eukaryota; Metazoa; Chordata; Mammalia; Artiodactyla; Suidae. The record is from RefSeq and is a predicted model, not a curated record.